Daphnia pulicaria is the source of this 1421-nucleotide messenger RNA. Its product is annotated as brachyurin-like. Bases 402 to 1259 code for a protein of 285 amino acids. NCBI's taxonomy places the organism in Eukaryota, Metazoa, Arthropoda, Branchiopoda, Diplostraca, Daphniidae. Gene Ontology annotation, cellular component: extracellular region. Gene Ontology annotation, biological process: proteolysis. Gene Ontology annotation, molecular function: chitin binding; serine-type endopeptidase activity. The transcript has 10 exons. The record is from RefSeq and is a predicted model, not a curated record.
UGCUAAUCAACUUUAUCAAAUGACAAUCUUUUUAUUCCUUGUGCUUAGGCAGCAGCUGAAAAUACUGUCACCUUGGAAAAAAUAUGACCAGGUAUCUUAGUAAAAUAUCUGUCAUUUAUCAUAUUGGGUUUUGGGCCCCGCGAUAAGCUAAAUGAUUCCUAGGGCGGCUUAUUCGAGGGCCCUGGAUAAUGGAAAAAGGACCAGGUUCUACCGGCUGGUACACAACUGAAAUUUCCGCCCAGGCAACAACAGAUUUGCGUCAUAUUUUUCAAGACUACAAAUGAAUAGUCGGUUUCGUCUGUGGCUGCUUUGCCCUUGGGAAUGCAACUCCCUUGGAUUUCCCCAGUAAAGAUUCGAGGAUCGUAGGAGGUACAGAGUCGGUGCCCGGUGAAUUCCCUUGGAUGGCCCAUCUGACAAUUGCGAGAAUGGGCAUGCAACGUGAGUGUGGGGGUUCACUCAUCAGUCAAAAUUGGAUUAUGACUGCAGCUCAUUGCAUGGACGGUGCUGAAUCAGUUACGGUCGUCCUAGGAGGUCACAAUUUGAAUAUCAACAAUGCUGAUAUAGUCACUUUGCAAUCAAAAGAAUUCUACAUUCAUCCUAAAUAUUCCAGUCAGACAUUUCCAGAUGACAUUGCCCUAAUUAAACUCCCAGUCAACGUCGCAUUCACUGCUCGAAUUCGAUCGGUAGUCUUGUCAGAUCUGGGCAAUAGAGAUCACGUAAACGACACGGUUAUAGUCAGCGGAUGGGGUUACUACUCUGACGCUGUUGAAUCGACUAGCGACGUAUUACUCAAAGCUUCUACGACUGUCAUCUCCAACGAAAAGUGCAGUGAAACGUGGGGUAGUAUCAUAGCCAACACUAUGAUUUGCACUAAUGGAACACGGGGCGGAAUUUGCAAGGGCGACAGUGGCGGACCGAUGGUUUACUCUGUCGACGGUACGUGGGUUCAGAUUGGCAUCGCUUCAUUCGGAGAUAAUCUUUGUGAGUUGAUGAAGCCGAAAGGCUUCACUCGAGUCCAGUCUUACUUGAGUUGGAUUGCGUCAAUCACGGGCGUGUCCGUCGCCACUACGCAACGUCCCACGACGACGCCAUUCUCCUGUCAAUCCGAUGGCAUUAAAUCCAAUCCUUCUGAUUGCAACUCAUUUUACAUGUGCUCCAAUGGGACUCCCUAUCUAUUUAACUGUCCUGGUGGAUUGGUCUUUAAUCCUCAACUCCAGCAGUGCGACUAUCGCCAGAAUGUCCCUCAAUGCAAUUAUUAAUGUCAGUGGGAACUGGUAUUAGCCUAUUGUUAAAGAUGAGUCGUGAUUUCUCGAAUAGGUUACGUCGAAAAUUAAAAUGUAAUGAAUAAUUUAUACAAGAAUGGUGUGUAGCUUUGAUACGCUCGUCUGAUACCUAACUAAACUCAAUAAACAUUUUGCAAU